GUACAGCUACAUGAUCGACAACGUCAUUCUGCUGAUCACUGGGACCCUGCACCAGCGGUCGAUCUCCGAACUGGUGCCCAAGUGUCACCCUCUGGGAAGCUUUGAGCAGAUGGAAGCCGUGAACAUUGCUCAGACGCCUGCGGAGCUCUACAAUGCAAUCCUGGUGGACACUCCCCUGGCUGCUUUCUUCCAAGACUGCAUAUCCGAACAGGACCUGGAUGAAAUGAACAUUGAGAUAAUUCGAAACACGCUGUAUAAGGCUUACCUGGAGUCCUUCUACAAGUUCUGUAAGAUGCUGGGAGGUACCACAGCAGAUGCCAUGUGCCCGAUCCUGGAGUUUGAAGCUGACCGGAGGGCCUUUAUCAUCACCAUUAACUCAUUUGGUACGGAGCUGUCCAAGGAGGAUCGAGCAAAGCUGUUCCCACACUGUGGCAAGCUCUACCCUGAGGGCCUGGCUCAGCUGGCCAGAGCAGAUGACUAUGAACAAGUCAAAAAUGUUGCUGACUACUACCCUGAGUACAAGCUGCUCUUUGAAGGGGCUGGCAGCAACCCUGGAGACAAGACCCUUGAAGACAGGUUCUUCGAGCACGAGGUGAAGCUGAACAAGCUGGCCUUCCUCAACCAGUUCCACUUUGGAGUCUUCUACGCCUUUGUGAAGCUGAAGGAGCAGGAGUGCCGCAACAUCGUGUGGAUCGCAGAGUGCAUCGCCCAGCGGCACAGGACCAAGAUCGACAACUACAUUCCCAUCUUCUAACCCUGCUCUGCUCCUGUCCGACCCUCCCACCCCUGGAGUCCGGAGCGACCCAUCUCUAACUCCCUGAGUUAUCCCUUGCCCAGGUUCCAGGGAUGUCCCAUCUGUGGAACUGGCUCAGACGAGGAAAAUGUACAGUUGCUAGUUAACUUAUUCACAAGCUGAAGUUUGAGUUGUGUGUGCUGUGAGAGGUCCGGAGGGACCGGUGGCACAGGCUUGACCCCGUGUAGCAGGAGGGACACCUCCUGAUGUGU
Tauraco erythrolophus (red-crested turaco) is the source of this 1005-nucleotide messenger RNA. NCBI's taxonomy places the organism in Eukaryota, Metazoa, Chordata, Aves, Musophagiformes, Musophagidae. The record is from RefSeq and is a predicted model, not a curated record.